Molecule: messenger RNA, 1054 nt
Organism: Klebsormidium nitens
Lineage: Eukaryota; Viridiplantae; Streptophyta; Klebsormidiophyceae; Klebsormidiales; Klebsormidiaceae
Source: the annotation of a GenBank genome assembly
UUUGCAACUGCCCAUUUCCAGUCUACCUUUCUCUCCCCACCAAGUCUUCCGAACGUCGCUGCAUUCUCCACCCUUUCUUCCCGGCCCACAAAGACGCCUUUGUACUCUUGGAAUUUCCCAACAACUCAACGACUCAACAACUCAACGACGCUUGCAUUGGAGCUGCCCGUGAUUGAAGCCCAGAAAAGCUCAAAAUGGCAUCUGCAUGCACCGCUUCCGCUGGGCUCGCUGCAGGCCCCUUGUCUCUUGUCAGCUCUGUCAGCCAAAGCUCUUCAAAGUUCUCCCCAAUUAGGCCAGUCGUUGUCAGGAGACAAGAGGGGAGGCAAUGCGUGCGGGCGAGCUCACAAGAGGAGGGAGUUAGCCUGCGGCAUGCCGCCGCAGUUGGCGCUCUUGCCGCGGCGCUGGCUACCGGGUCACCAAUGAUGUCACCGCAGGUCGCCUUUGCCGCAGAACCAACACAUGUCUACCAGCUAGCAGCCUCUGACAACGUCCCUGAAGAGGUGAACGACGUCCUAAGCAAGGCCCCCUCCAAUGUCCGGGACCGAGUUGAGGAGAACGCUGCCAACAUCCAAGAGCCUAAGAAGGCCGCCUUCAACCUUGGCUUCCCUCCAGCGGUGUUGCUGGGUGCCGUCGGAUUGAUCUUCAUCACAGCGGGCGGGUUGUCCCAGAUCUUCGGACCCGCCAAGAAGUAGAUUACUAGGUGCUUUUGUAAGAUAACUUGACUCGAAAACAGUCAUGCUAGUCGAGGCGACGUCAAACGAGAACUAAAAAGUUCGUGAGACUUUGUGUUGAUAAGUCCGGUCCUGACUAGUCACUGUACCGCAGCGGAGAGCGUCGAUUGCUUUUUGUCCAAGAUGCUCAGCUUAUGCACGAACCAAGAGUUGUUGAUUAGGAAGCUCGUUUCACCAUUGUCGAGCACAAUUUGCUGUAACGUUCUCGGAGAGAUCAAAUUCCUUCUUGUCAAGCAGCUGUGGUCCAGAGGAUGCUGAAACUGAAGUUGCCGCAUGUGAUCAUAGCCAUGGUUUCACUACUUCUGCAUACUGACUAAGUCCAG